Molecule: messenger RNA, 336 nt
Organism: Microthlaspi erraticum
Lineage: Eukaryota; Viridiplantae; Streptophyta; Magnoliopsida; Brassicales; Brassicaceae
Source: the annotation of a GenBank genome assembly
AUGGCAUCUUCGUCAUCAAUCAAAUCACGCCACGUGGCUGUAAUCGGAUCUGGAGCCGCCGGACUAGUCGCCGCGAGAGAGCUUCGACGAGAAGGUCACUCCGUCGUUGUCUUCGAGAGGCAGAAAAAGGUCGGAGGAACCUGGAUCUACACAGAUCAUGUCGAGUCGGAUCCGUUAAGCAUCGACCCGACCCGAAUCGUCGUUCACUCGAGCGUCUAUGACUCUCUCCGAACUAACCUUCCUCGAGAAUGUAUGGAAUUCAGAGACUUCCCUAUUGGAUAUCAAUCCAAGUCCCACAUCGGAAUAUUAGACAAGAAGUGUCUAAUAUAUAAGUAG